GGAACCUGCCAGCGGUUGGCAGAAGAACGAAAAGCCCUGCUUGAUCCAUGCGUUGCUCGGGGUGACCUUGUCAAAUACCCAUUAAUAGGGUUGACUUGUCGAGUGCUGCAGGAUUAAGCGUGAGCCCAAAUCAACUGUUUUGAUUGAAAUUGCCUUUUUUUAAAAAAAAAAAAAAAUAAUUCUAGACGUUUAGAUGUAGAUCAGUGCAUGACAGGUCCACAGCCACGUACCUGACCUUAGUGGCACGUCCUUCUACACCUCUUUCCCCUCACCCAGGAAAGAAUAAUAACUUUGCAUCUCCGUCAGGGUGAGAUCCAGUCAGCGGCACUUCCAGAGGACUCUGGUGGAAGGACUCAGUGGUGAGAGAGCCCCAAAGUUAAGGUUUUGAUAGAAGCGUCUCUGUGAAAGACUGGAAAAGGGUAAAGAACAUAAUGACUACUUUGGAUGAUAAACUGCUUGGUGAGAAGCUCCAGUAUUAUUACAGCAGCAGCGAGGGCGAGGAUGAAGACAGUGAGAAAGAAGAUAAAGAAGGGGAGGGCACUAUUCCUGAAGGCGUUGGGGAAGUAGAGCUCAGCAGUGAUGGCAGUGCAGUCAACACAGGUCCCAAAGGAGUCAUUAAUGACUGGCGAAGAUUUAAACAACUGGAAACUGAACAGCGGCAGGAGCAGCGCCGAGAAAUGGAACGACUCAUUAAGAAGUUAUCUAUGACGUGUAGAUCUCACUUAGACGAAGAGACUGAUAAGCAGAAGCAGAAAGAGCUGCAGGAGAAAAUCAAUGGAAAGAUGACGUUACAAGAAUAUAACAUGAUUCACAAUGAUGAGGAUGAUGAGGAAUUUUUACAGCGAUACAGGAAGCAGCGAAUGGAGGAGAUGAGGCAGCAGUUGUACAGCGGGCAGCAAUUUAAACAGGUUUUUGAGAUUACCAGUGGAGAAGCGUUUUUGGACACGGUUGAUAAAGAGCAUAAGAGCACCCUGAUCAUGAUCCACAUUUAUGAAGAUGAUAUCCCUGGCACCGAAUCCCUGAACGGCUGUAUGAUCUGCUUGGCUGCUGAGUAUCCCACAGUUAAAUUUUGCAGAGUAAAGAGCUCGCUCAUCGGUGCUAGCGCUCGCUUCACUAACAACGCUCUGCCAGCUCUGCUCAUCUAUAAGGCAGGGGAGCUCAUCGGCAAUUUUGUGCGCAUCACUGACCAGCUCGGGGAAGAUUUUUUUGCUGUAGACCUGGAGGCUUUUCUGCAGGAAUGUGGUUUGCUUCCAGAAAAAGACCUAGUGCUCCUGACUUCUAUACAUAAUCCGUCUGCAUGUUACAGUGAAGACAGUGACCUGGAGAUAGACUGAAGCACUUGCACCCAGGGCCAGUAGGUGUAGUUGUACUGUGGGAUGUUCUUGUGCUAGGGAUUGUUCUCUUUCUUCCGUAGUGUGGGUAUGUAUUCUUCCCCUUCAUGCACUUUGACUUUUGCUCAUUAAAAAUUUGUUAACAUAAGGAAUUCCUAACAUUUUCUUAAAUUAAUUCAAUAAAGUACACACUUAAAAGAAUCUUGCUUUUAUGCAAUUCAAAUAUAUUUUUCUAAACAUGAAGUCCUAACACAAUUCAAUAAGUUUAGGGAACUGUACAUUGUCAUUUCUGUUCUCCACAUCCCUUAGAUUUUUUUUUAAACAUUUUGUUCUCAGAUCAGCUGUGUAUGGUUGGUCUCUUUACAGAUUUCCUGAAACAGUGUUAUGUAAAUACCAGUUGGAUUGAGGUGUGGCCACUGCUCACUAAAACAAGAAUUAAGACUGCAAAUAAAGAAGUUUUUAA
Molecule: messenger RNA, 1794 nt
Organism: Athene cunicularia (burrowing owl)
Lineage: Eukaryota; Metazoa; Chordata; Aves; Strigiformes; Strigidae
Gene: PDCL
Product: phosducin like
Exons: 5
Coding region: 432-1334 (300 amino acids)
Biological process (GO): regulation of G protein-coupled receptor signaling pathway
Source: RefSeq, a predicted model, not a curated record